AUUCUUGUCUAAGGAAUUUCUAAUUCACACACACAAAAUAUUGUGUAGUCUUGCUUAUUAUUAACAUAGCAAUUGUCUAAUUUCGUAUAUAGAUAUAUGUAUAUAAUUAUAGGGCUUAAGAAUAUAUAAUAGAGAAAAUGCCUUGCAGUUUGCGUGAAAAGGGUAUAUCAUCCCUGACCAAAAGCGACAAAGAGAAGGAUGUCCUUGCACCGAAACCAGUGCAUCCGCGUGCCUUGCGUUUCCAUGGCUUAUUUGGUAUGUCCUAUGUUCGUCAACAUUUGAUGGUGGAUGAAAGAUGGACACCGAAUUCGUUAACUGAACAAUUCAAGGGAAUGACCGAUUUGUUAACUCGUCGAGUGGUAUUCAAAUCGCACGAAUCGAAGGCUAAUCGUUUGCGUUAUUUUCGCGAGAAUAGACGAUUGAAGUUGCAAUGUCGCGAUGGAAGGACCAAAUUGCAGAACAUCAUUGCCAAUGAUAAUACACAUAAAAUACGCAAUUUCCUUAUUAACCAUAGGGAUAUGCAGCGUUUAUACCAGAAAAUGCCCAUACAUCUUGUGGUCGACAAUAUAAAUCAGCGAACAUUUGUCCUGCGUAAAGAGAGGGAUCGUUUGGAAUUUCGUUUGGAUCAGCUGAAAAAACACUACAAAGAUUUGCUGCUAGAGCGUGCGAUGUUGGAGAAUCGUAUCAAGUACCAAAAUGAAUUCGUAUUGGAUGAGGAACUCAAAUCUCGUGUGUUUUUGAAAAAAAUUGAAAACUCUAAUGUUCGAUUGAAGGCCAUAAAGACUAUUAAUAAUACCUAUAAGAAAAUGAUACAAGUUCUCUUACACGAUGAGAUAUUUUAUGAGCCUAUACUCCGAUCUCUCAGCUCUGAUAUGGAAGAUCAAGUGAACUUUAUUAAACAUAUUCUAUAUCUUGGUAUGCCAGCUAUAGCAAAGUUCAAGGAGCUCAAUGAAGAAUAUCGUCACAUGGAGGAGAAGUCCCGCAAAAAUUUACAAGCCAAGUUGCAAAUGUUGUCCGCACUGAGAAAGCCAGCGAAUUCGCCAAGUCAGAUACACACAAAGGCCAAGGAGGAACAAGCUCCAACCACAAAUCUGAAGCGAUAUGUACGUGAAACGCAGAGCAUGAUGAUACUAAAGUUGGAACUCAAAUCAAUCGAAAAGACGAUUAAGGAGGUGAAAUUUGUGACCCUUUGCUCUCAGGCCAGAGAGAUAUAUCCACGUAUGAAGAGCCAAGUGGAUAACAAUGAUAAGCUGCAUCGAAUGAUUGUCAACGAUGUCCUGGCCCACGAGAUGUUGGAAACUAAAAUGAAAUGCGCUAGUGUUCUUAAGGGUGUUUUGGUUAACAAUCUUUCCGAAGAAGAGAUCAAUCGGCAGGAACGUAUUAAGGACUUGAAGAAAAUAUUGCAUAAAGAUGAACAAUUCGAACAGGAGACUCUACAGCAUCUCAAGAAUCGUGCUGAUGCCUAUGUCAUGCUGAGAUUAAGCAUUUGGAAUCUGGUGGAAAUACUGCGACAUGUGGAUCGUCAACCCAAACUCAUACGUUCCCAGUAUCCAAAUUCGUAUUUGAAAUUGCCAUUACUUAAAUUCGAAAUGCUUAACAUGCGAGCUGCUGCUCCAGAGAUUUUCGAAGAAAACAUUGACAACAUAAUGCACAUAGUGAAGCGAAAGAUCUAUAAGCUAAUGAAGGGUUAUACUGUGGAACUGAAGCCAGCUACCAUUAAGCGCAAUGUGGAGGAAUAUCAUGCCGAUUUCUUGGCCAGCUUGGAUAUGUAUGAGCACGCCAGUCCAGAUGAGCAACAGCAGGCAGUGCCUGAAGAAGAUCUCCUGCAGGAGAACAAAACGAUGGCCAAUGUACCAAAUCGCAAACAGAUUAAAGCCCAAAGUGCCAAACUGGUGGAAGAGUUAUCUAAGCGGGAUGAUUAAUAUUAGUUUAAGCGUUUUUAGUUGGAUGAUUGCUAGUGUAAUGGUUUAACCCCCAGAUAACUUUUUCUUCUUUUUGAUAGUCUCGGUGCAUUUCAAAAUAUAAACAA
Messenger RNA from Drosophila willistoni, 2029 nucleotides. RefSeq lists its product as uncharacterized. The transcript is spliced from 7 exons. The record is from RefSeq and is a predicted model, not a curated record. Bases 138 to 1922 code for a protein of 594 amino acids. NCBI's taxonomy places the organism in Eukaryota, Metazoa, Arthropoda, Insecta, Diptera, Drosophilidae.